ACGGGGAGACGCGCGACACACGCACUUUCUCUCUCCCUUGCCUCGACCUGCUCCUCUGGCUUGGCUCGUCAGAAGCCCGGUUCCUGCGGAAGGGGGCAAAGCACAAGCCGGAGAAAGAAGGGGGCCUAAGGCCGAAGGACGACCCCCUCCCAACACACCCCUCUCGGAUGUUACAUUUCCUCCCACUUCCAGCCGGCCCCUUCGCUGCUUCUCUGAUUUCUGGAUCCGAUUUUCACCCUGUCCCGUUUGGGGAGGAUUGCUUCGCCUCUGGCUCCGAGAAGGAAACUCGGUGAAGAGCCGGGGAGGGGAGAAAGCAGAAAGAGAGAGGAGGUGAGCGACGCCCCCCGCCCCACCCCACCCACCGGCCCGUCCGCAAGGGCUGGUCAGUUUCGCCGCCGCCGCCGCCACUUGGUCAAUUUCACCUCGCCCCCGGCAAGGGCGGGUCAAUUUCACGCGUCCGCGAAGCGCGUUCGCAGCGGGGCGCUUCUCGUCCCGCGCCUGCUCUCCGGAGCGAGCCUCUCCCCGACGCCGAGCAGCCCCCUUCGCCGGCCCGCCAGAGCCCCACGAUGAACAGCAACAGUUACUACGACCAGCCGCCCCAAACUUACUACCAGGGCGAGGAGCAGGAGGAGAUGCCGGCCACCGAGAAGGACCUGGCCGAGGACGCGCCCUGGAAGAAGAUCCAGCAGAACACCUUCACGCGCUGGUGCAACGAGCACCUCAAGUGCAUGAACAAGCGCAUCGGGGACCUGCAGAAGGACCUGGGCGACGGCCUGAAGCUCAUCGGCCUCCUCGAGGUCCUGAGCCAGAAGAAGAUGUACCGCAAGUACCACGCGCGCCCCAACUUCAGGCAGAUGAAGCUGGAGAACGUCUCGGUGGCCUUGGAGUUCUUGGACCGGGAGCACAUCAAGCUGGUCUCCAUCGACAGCAAGGCCAUCGUGGACGGCAACCUGAAACUCAUCCUGGGCCUGAUCUGGACCCUGAUCCUGCACUACUCCAUCUCCAUGCCCAUGUGGGAGGACGAAGACGAGGAAGAUGCCAAGAAGCAGACGCCCAAGCAGCGACUUCUGGGCUGGAUCCAGAACAAGGUCCCACAGCUGCCCAUCACCAACUUCAACCGGGACUGGCAAGAUGGCAAGGCCCUGGGUGCCCUGGUGGACAACUGCGCUCCAGGCCUGUGCCCAGACUGGGAGACCUGGGAUCCCAACCAGCCGGUGGAGAAUGCCCGGGAAGCGAUGCAGCAGGCGGACGACUGGCUGGGGGUGCCCCAGGUGAUAGCCCCAGAAGAGAUUGUGGACCCCAAUGUGGACGAACACUCGGUCAUGACCUACCUGUCUCAGUUCCCCAAAGCCAAGCUGAAACCUGGAGCCCCGCUGCGCUCAAAGCUGCUCAACCCCAAGAAGGCCAAGGCCUACGGGCCAGGCAUCGAACCCCAUGGCAACACGGUGCUGAAGCCUGCCCAUUUCACAGUGGAAACCAUCGAGGCUGGCUUGGGAGAAGUGCUGGUCUAUAUUGAAGACCCCGAAGGACACACGGAAGAGGCCAAAGUGGUGGCGAACAAUGACAAGAACCGGACGUAUUCCGUCUCCUAUGUGCCUAAGGUGGCGGGCCUGCAUAAGGUCACAGUUCUCUUUGCUGGGCAGAACAUUGACAAAAGCCCCUUCGAGGUCAACGUGGGCAUGGCGCUGGGCGAUGCCAACAAGGUGACAGCCCGAGGCCCAGGCUUGGAGCCCGUGGGCAACGUGGCCAACAAGCCCACCUAUUUUGACAUCUACACAGCAGGUGCGGGGACAGGCGAUGUGGGUGUGGUCAUCGUGGACCCCCAGGGCCGGCGUGACACUGUGGAGGUGGUCUUGGAGUCCAAAGGCGAUAGCAUUUUCCGGUGCACUUACCGGCCCAUCCUGGAGGGUCCGCACACCAUCUAUGUCACCUUUGCUGGAGCUCAGAUCCCCAAAAGCCCCUUUACAGUCAACGUGGCGGAAGCGCUGCCUCCCCCGCCUCCGCCCGGCGUCUCCCCAAUUCAGAUCAUCCCUCAGGCCAUCUGCACCCCACCCGCUGACAAGGGCAAGAAAAUCCCACCCCCCACAUUGCCCAAGCCGCGUAAACCAACUUGCAGCCCAAAUGCCUGCCGGGCAAUGGGCCGUGGACUGCAGCCAAAGGGGGUGCGCGUGAAGGAGGUGGCUGAUUUCAAGGUCUACACAAAAGGAGCCGGCACUGGGGACCUGAAAGUCACAGUCAAGGGACCAAAAGGCACUGAGGAGCCAGUGAAGGUCCGAGACGUUGGCGAUGGGGUGUACGAGUGUGACUAUUACCCUGUAGUGCCCGGGAAGUACGUGGUGUCCAUUACGUGGGGAGGCUAUGCUAUCCCAAGGAGUCCUUUUGAGGUGCAAGUGGGGCCGGAGGCUGGAGUGCAGAAGGUCAGGGCUUGGGGGCCAGGCUUGGAGACCGGCAUGGUGGGAAAGUCCGCAGAUUUUGUCGUGGAGGCGAUUGGCACGGAAGUGGGCACGCUGGGCUUCUCCAUCGAAGGCCCCUCCCAGGCCAAAAUUGAGUGCGAUGACAAAGGGGAUGGGUCUUGCGAUGUUCGCUAUUGGCCCACAGAGCCAGGCGAGUAUGCUGUGCACGUGAUCUGUGAUGACGAGGACAUCAAGGACAGCCCCUUCAUUGCCCACAUCCUGCCUGCCACCAAUGAAUACUUCCCUGAGAAGGUGAAAGCUUUUGGUCCUGGCCUGGAGCCCGUCGGCUGCAUUGUGAACAAGCCCGCAGAGUUCACCAUCGACGCCAGAGGGGCAGGCAAAGCUGAGCUCAAGAUCUAUGCUCAGGAUGCCGAAGGCGUGCCCAUUGACAUCAAGAUCAAAGACAAUGGCGACCACACCUUCUCGUGCGUCUACGUCCCCACCAAGCCCAUCAAGCACACCAUCAUCAUCAGCUGGGGGGGCGUCAACAUUCCCAAGAGCCCCUUCCGGGUCAGCGUCGGUGAGGGGAGCCAUCCCAACAAAGUCAAGGUGUAUGGCCCCGGAGUCGAGAAGACGGGGCUGAAGGCCAACGAGCCGACCUAUUUCACAGUCGAUUGCAGCGAGGCUGGGCAAGGGGACGUGAGCAUCGGCAUCAAAUGCGCACCAGGCGUGGUGGGGCCGUUGGAGGCUGACAUUGAUUUUGACAUCAUCAAGAACGACAACGACACCUUCACCGUCAAGUACACACCGCCUGGCCCGGGGCGCUACACCAUCAUGGUUCUCUUUGCCAACCAGGAAAUCCCCAUCAGCCCCUUCCACAUCAAAGUGGACCCCUCCCACGAUGCCAGCAAGGUGAAGGCCGAAGGGCCUGGGCUCAACCGGACAGGUGUGGAAGUCGGGAAGCCCACCCACUUCACGGUGUUCACCAAAGGGGCUGGCAAAGCCAAGCUGGACGUGCACUUUGCGGGAGCCACCAAGGGUGAAGUUGUGCGAGACUUUGAGAUCAUCGACAACCACGACUACUCUUACACUGUCAAGUACACGGCUGUGCAACAGGGCAACAUGGCAGUGACGGUCACCUACGGUGGAGACCCCAUCCCGAAGAGCCCCUUCCCAGUUAAUGUGGCUCCGCCUCUCGAUCUCAGCAAGGUCAAAGUGCAAGGACUCAACAGCAAGGUGGACGUGGGCCGUGACCAGGAAUUUACCAUCAACACGAAGGGGGCAGGUGGGCAAGGCCAGGUGGACGUGAAGAUCAGCUCCCCCUCUCGGCGCCCUAUCCCCUGCAAAGUAGAGACUGGCACCACCAACGACAUCCACUCCGUCAAGUACAUGCCACCCGAAGAGGGGCCUUACAAGGUGGAUAUCACUUACGAUGGACACCCUGUGCCGGGCAGCCCCUUCUCGGUUGAGGCUGUCAUGCCCCCGGACCCAUCCAAGGUGUGUGCCUAUGGUCCGGGGCUGAAGGGUGGCUUUGUCGGGAAGCCAGCGCCUUUCACCAUCGACACCAAAGGGGCUGGCACUGGGGGGCUCGGUUUGACUGUGGAGGGCCCCUGUGAAGCCAAGAUCGAGUGCCAAGACAACGGCGAUGGCUCGUGCUCCGUCUCUUACCUUCCCACGGAGCCUGGCGAAUAUGCCAUCAACAUCCUCUUUGCGGACGCCCACAUCCCUGGGUCACCCUUCAAGGCUGACAUCAAGCCCGUCUUCGACCCGUCCAAGGUGACGGCCAGUGGGCCUGGCCUAGAGCACGGGAAGGUGGGUGAGGUGGCUACUUUCAUGGUGGACUGCUCCAAGGCGGGCGACGCUGAACUGACCAUUGAGAUCAUCUCUGACUCGGGGGUCAAGGCCGAGGUGCUCAUCCAAAACAAUAGCGACGGGACCUACAGCAUCACCUAUAUUCCCUCCUUCCCCGGCACCUACACCAUCACCAUUAAAUAUGGCGGACAUGCCGUGCCCAAAUUCCCUGCCCGCGUCAACGUUGACCCUGCUGUGGACACCAGCAACGUCAAGGUCUUUGGGCCAGGAGUGGAACCACGAGGUGUUCUGCGUGAGGUCACCACUGAGUUCACGGUGGACGCUCGCUCACUCACCAAGACUGGUGGCAGCCACAUCAAGGUGCGCGUCAUCAACCCCUCCGGUGCCAAGACAGACACGUAUAUCACUGACAAUGGGGACGGCACCUACCGUGUCCAGUACACACCCUACGAGGAUGGUGUGCACCUUGUGGAAGUGACUUACGAUGACGUGCCGGUGCCCAAGAGCCCCUUCCGGGUGGGCGUCACCGAGGGCUGUGACCCCAGCCGCGUACGCGCCUACGGCCCUGGCCUUGAGGGAGGGCUGGUGAACAAGUCGAACCGCUUCACCGUGGAAACCAGGGGUGCAGGGACUGGUGGCCUCGGCUUGGCUAUUGAGGGCCCGUCGGAGGCCAAAAUGUCAUGCAAGGAUAACAAAGAUGGGAGCUGCAGCGUGGAGUACAUACCGUUCACCCCGGGUGACUACGAUGUCAACAUCACCUUUGGAGGGCGCCCCAUACCUGGGAGUCCUUUCCGUGUUCCUGUUAAGGACGUGGUUGACCCUGGCAAGGUGAAGUGCUCAGGCCCCGGGCUGGGAGCAGGCGUGAGAGCACGCGUCCCCCAGACCUUCACCGUUGACUGCAGCAAAGCUGGUCUUGCUCCCCUGGAAGUGAUGGUCCUGGGACCCUCAGGGGUGGCUGAGCCAGUGGAGGUGCGCGACAAAGGGGACGGCACUCAUGCUGUGAACUACACUCCUGCCACAGAUGGGCCGUACACCGUGUCAGUCAAGUAUGGUGGGCAAGAGGUGCCCCGCAGCCCAUUCAAGAUCAAGGUCCUCCCGGCCCAUGACGCAAGCAAAGUGCGAGCCAGUGGGCCCGGCCUCAACGCCUCCGGCAUUCCCGCCAGCCUUCCCGUGGAGUUCACCAUUGAUGCCCGUGACGCUGGUGAGGGGCUGCUCACCGUACAGAUCCUGGACCCCGAGGGCAAACCCAAAAAGGCGAACAUUCGGGACAAUGGAGAUGGGACCUACACUGUCUCUUACGUGCCGGACAUGACCGGACGCUAUACCAUCACCAUCAAAUAUGGCGGCGAUGAGAUUCCGUACUCUCCCUUCCGCAUCCACGCCCUUCCUGCUGGGGACGCCAGCAAGUGCCUUGUCACAGUGUCCAUAGGAGGCCACGGAUUGGGGACCUGCCUGGGCCCCACCAUCCAGAUUGGGGAGGAGACGGUGAUCACCGUGGAUGCCAAGGCAGCAGGGAAAGGGAAGGUGACCUGCAAAGUGUCCACGCCGGAUGGGGCCGAGCUUGACGUUGACGUGGUGGAGAACCAUGACGGCACCUUUGACAUCUACUACACUGCCCCCGAGCCCGGCAAAUACGUCAUCACCAUCCGCUUCGGUGGCGAGCAGAUCCCCAACAGCCCCUUCCACGUGGUGGCCUGUGACACCGUCCCCCAAGUCGAGGAGCCCUGCGACAGCAUCCAGCUCCAGCAGCCCUUCUCGGUUCACCAUGCGGGUGGUGGCUACCCCGCCCAAUGGGCCACGGAUGAGCCCGUCGCCCCUCCAGAGACGGUGGAUUCCAUGCUGCGCCCUUUCAACCUGGUCAUUCCCUUCACUGUGCAGAAGGGGGAGAUCACAGGUGAGGUACGAAUGCCCUCCGGCAAGACUGCACGUCCUCACAUCACCGAUAACAAGGAUGGCACUGUGACGGUGAAAUAUGCCCCCGUGGAGAAGGGUCUGCAUGAGAUGGACAUCAAAUAUGACGGCAACCAUAUCCCAGGGAGCCCACUUCAGUUCUACGUGGAUGCCAUCAACGCCCGCCACGUGAGUGCCUAUGGACCUGGCCUGAGCCACGGCAUGGUCAACAAACCAGCCACCUUCACCAUUGUUACGAAGGAUGCUGGCGAAGGAGGCCUGUCUCUUGCUGUCGAGGGCCCAUCCAAGGCUGAGAUCACCUGCAAAGACAACAAAGAUGGCACCUGCACCGUCUCCUACCUGCCCACGGCACCCGGGGAUUACAACAUCAUUGUGCGCUUUGACGAUAAGCACAUCCCCGGCAGCCCCUUCACAGCCAAGAUCACAGGUGACGAUUCCAUGCGCACCUCCCAGCUGAACGUGGGCACCUCCACUGACGUGUCCCUGAAGAUCACCGAGAGCGACUUGAGCCUGCUGACAGCCAGCAUCCGGGCGCCGUCUGGCAACGAGGAGCCUUGCUUGCUCAAGCGCCUGCCCAACCGGCAUAUCGGGAUCUCAUUCACCCCCAAGGAGGUGGGAGAGCACAUUGUGAGCGUGAAGAAGAGCAGCAAACAUGUCACCAACAGCCCUUUCAAGAUCAUGGUGGGGCAGUCGGAGAUCGGAGAUGCCAGCAAGGUGAAAGUGUCGGGAAAGGGACUUGUGGAAGGCCGCACCUUCGAGGUGUCUGAGUUCAUUGUUGACACACGCACUGCAGGCUAUGGCGGUCUAGGCCUGUCCAUUGAAGGUCCCAGCAAGGUGGACAUAAAUUGCGAGGACAUGGAAGAUGGAACUUGCAAAGUAACCUACUGCCCCACUGAGCCCGGAAACUACAUCAUCAAUAUCAAGUUUGCCGACAAGCACGUACCAGGGAGCCCUUUCACUGUGAAGGUGACCGGCGAGGGACGCAUGAAGGAGAGCAUCACCCGCCGGCGCCAAGCGCCCUCCAUCGCCACCAUUGGCAGCACCUGUGAUUUGAACCUCAAGAUUCCAGGGAACUGGUUCCAGAUGGUGUCGGCUCAGGAGCGGCUGACGCGCACCUUCACGCGCAGCAGCCACACGUACACCCGCACUGAGCGGACGGAGAUCAGCAAGACUCGUGGCGGCGAGACCAAGCGCGAGGUGCGGGUGGAGGAGUCCACGCAAGUGGGCGGGGACCCCUUCCACAACGUCUUCGGCGACUUCCUCGGCCGCGAGAGCCUCGGCUCCUUCGGCAGCAUUGCCCGGACCCAGGAGGGUGUAAGUGAGGCGGGCUUACAGGCUAUGACCGCCCAAGUGACCAGCCCUUCGGGAAAGAUGGCCGAGGCAGAAAUCAUCGAGGGAGAAGACAGCGCCUACUCAGUCCGCUUCGUGCCUCAGGAGAUGGGCCCCCAUACUGUGAAUGUCAAGUACCGUGGCCAGCACGUGCCAGGCAGUCCCUUCCAGUUCACUGUGGGGCCGCUGGGCGAAGGAGGUGCCCACAAGGUGCGGGCUGGAGGCACUGGAUUGGAGAGGGGCGUGGCUGGAGUACCAGCUGAGUUCAGCAUCUGGACACGGGAGGCUGGUGCCGGUGGACUCUCCAUUGCAGUUGAGGGCCCAAGCAAGGCGGAGAUUGCCUUUGAGGACCGGAAAGACGGCUCCUGUGGAGUCUCCUACAUCGUCCAGGAAGCAGGUGACUACGAGGUGUCCAUCAAAUUCAACGAUGAACACAUCCCUGACAGCCCCUUCGUGGUCCCCGUGGCUUCGCUCUCGGACGAUGCUCACCGCCUGACAGUCACCAGCCUCCAGGAGACGGGCUUGAAGGUGAACCAGCCGGCCUCCUUUGCGGUGCAGCUCAACGGGGCGCGGGGCGUGAUCGACGCCAAGGUUCACACCCCUUCAGGUCUGGUGGAGGAGUGCUACGUCUCUGAGCUGGACAGCGACAAAUAUGCCAUCCGCUUCAUCCCUCAUGAGAACGGCGUCCACUCCAUCGACGUCAGGUUCAACGGCAGACACAUCCCCGGCAGCCCUUUCAAGAUCCGUGUUGGGGAGCAGAGCCAGGCUGGCGACCCGGGCCUCGUCACGGCCUACGGACCAGGGCUGGAGGGCGGAACCACAGGCGUCUCCUCGGAGUUCUUUGUCAAGACGCGGAACACCGGCUCCGGCGCUCUCUCUGUCACCAUCGACGGGCCCUCCAAGGUGCAGAUGGACUGCCAGGAGUAUCCCGAAGGCCACAAAGUCACCUACAUGCCUAUGGCACCCGGAAACUACCUCAUCUCCAUCAAGUAUGGAGGACCCCAGCACAUUGUGGGCAGCCCCUUCAAGGCCAAGGUCACAGGGCCCCGUCUGUCCGGCGGGCACAGCCUCCACGAGACGUCAACUGUGCUGGUGGAGACGGUCACCAAGGCCUCCUCUUCCGUGGGCAGCAGCUACAGUGCCAUGCCCAAAUUCUCAUCAGAUGCCAGCAAGGUGGUGGCCAGAGGGCCCGGGCUCACCAAGGCCUUUGUGGGCCAGAAAAACACCUUCACUGUGGAUUGUAGCAAGGCAGGUACCAACAUGCUGAUGGUGGGCGUUCACGGACCCAAGACUCCCUGCGAGGAGGUUUAUGUUAAGCAUAUGGGCAAUCGGGUGUACAACGUAACCUACACCGUCAAGGAGAAAGGAGACUACAUCCUCAUUGUGAAAUGGGGGGAUGAGAGUGUCCCUGGGAGCCCCUACCAAGUCAACGUGCCCUAGGGGGCUUGCGGAGGUCACCCCCUUUGGCCCCGCCCUGCACCUCCAAACCAAGGACCGGUCGUCACUAACUAUCUGUGUUGCCCCAGGGCGGGGCAAGUGUGAAGAACCUUGGGACACUUAUUUUUUGCCUGUUUGGACUUUGCCUUUUAACUAUUUCUCCCGGCUAAGGGAUCGGGAGGGGGGAGGGGAGGCGGAUGUGUACCGUUGUGGCUGGUAAGGACUGGGUUCACAGUGAGGCCCAGGGAGAGAAAAAAGAAAGGGGCUGAAACCGAAUCUCAGGAGGAAGUGAUGAUAUGGGAAAGGAAGUCGUUCUGUGAACAGGAAGUGGAUGCCCUCUAGUGGUGGAAGCGAGGAGGGCGUGGGACGCAGGCUGCGUUAGUUAUGAUGGAAACCCAGCUCCAGCGCCAUCACCAGUGAGUGGGGACUGAGGCACAGUGCAAAUCAAUACAGGUUGGCCCAGUCUUGUCCCUCUUUAGUUUUAGGACAUCAGGUUGGCUUUGAGGAAGGAUAAAUCCAUUGGAGCAGAGGAGGAUUUGGAGCAGGAAGGGAUGAGGAAGAAGCAAAGAGCAGAGUCCGGAGAUGUUUAGAGCUUCUGUGAACUAUAAGGACCCUGCCCACAAGUGGAGGGCAAGGAUCACGUGAAACGAUGCUGCUGAGUGAGUCGUUUCCAGGAAGCAUAGGUCCUGCGUGUGAACUCGGAGCAAAGGCACAAGCGCCUUAGAAGGUCCCCUGCAGAAGCCCCACCCAAAUGCCGGGGAGCUCUGCAAGAGGACGCAACGCCCAAAGAGUUACGUUUUACGAACAUCGUGAGGGGCGAUACGUAGCUUCUCCCAUGAUCUCUGCCCUUUCUUCAUCGGCCAUCACUGUGAAGGCAGACAGCCCAAACUGGAGAGAAUUUUUUUUAAAAAAAUGGAAGAAGGAAAAAAACCAAAAAUACCUGGGGGAGGGGGGGAGUAAAAAUCCAGGCCUGUGAGGGGAGGAUGUUUGUCACUGAAUUCCCCCCCUGUGGGAGGGGGGAGGGACAUUUUUUAGCGAAGUGUUUUGUGGUUGCGUGUGUCCUACAGGGCUGGAAUGGCACCUCCACCAGCCAAUAGUAGUCAAGGCAGAGCAGAGAGCUGCCCCCAGCAAUAAAGGUUACUUGCUAUUAA
Molecule: messenger RNA, 10033 nt
Organism: Eublepharis macularius
Lineage: Eukaryota; Metazoa; Chordata; Lepidosauria; Squamata; Eublepharidae
Gene: FLNC
Product: filamin C
Exons: 49
Coding region: 567-8885 (2772 amino acids)
Biological process (GO): actin cytoskeleton organization
Molecular function (GO): actin filament binding
Source: RefSeq, a predicted model, not a curated record